Molecule: messenger RNA, 1209 nt
Organism: Diaporthe batatas
Lineage: Eukaryota; Fungi; Ascomycota; Sordariomycetes; Diaporthales; Diaporthaceae
Exons: 2
Coding region: 152-979 (275 amino acids)
Cellular component (GO): nucleus
Molecular function (GO): histone H4 acetyltransferase activity; histone H2A acetyltransferase activity; protein N-terminal-serine acetyltransferase activity
Source: RefSeq, a predicted model, not a curated record
CUCGGACAGGGGUCAGCCGCCCUUCACGCGCCCGCCUUGUCAGCCCGGCGCGUCCUCUUGUCCUUGCUCCGAUUCAAGUACCCAGGUCGCCCGCUCUCUUCGCCCUGUUCUCUUCUCCUCUUCCUCUUUCCCCCAUCGGCCCUGGCUCAGGAUGAAACGGCGUCGGCGCCUCGAGCAGGUGGAACAGGCCCUCCAGGCGGCCAACCGCAAGACGGACCAUCGCUUCGUCCAGGACUAUCUCCAAAUCCCCCAUGCGCCUCACGCGCCAUGGAGCCCGACCUGGGACGACCCAAGCACAGGAAGCACCUAUAGCCUCCGCCUCUGCCAGCCCCGCAAGACAAUGGCCAGCCCUGACCUCGAUGCUUGCUUCGCCCUUGUCCGAGCCACAAGCCAGGCAGACUACGAGGCCUCUUCGAGCGGGUGGGACCCCUCGGCCAAGAGGGACGAGAUGUCGCAUCCGGACCUACGCUAUAUUCUGGUCAAGGACCCCGACUCGGUCGUCCACGCUUUCACCAGCCUCAUGCCCACCAUCGAGGAGGGCCAACCCGUAAUCUACUGCUACGAGAUCCACCUCGAGCCCGCGCUCCGCGGCACCGGCUUGGCGAGGCUGUUGAUGGGCUUGCUCGAGACGGUGGCGCACAACAUGGAAGUGGUCCACAAGGUCAUGUUGACCGUCUUCACCUGCAACAAGAGGGCUGUCGGGUUCUACCAGCGGUGCGGUUUCGUGAGGGAUGGCAUCAGCCCCCAGCCCAGGACCCUCAGGGGCGGCAAGGUCAAGAUGCCCGAGUACGAGAUCCUGAGCAAGCGUGUUGAGAACCGGCCGGCCACGACCACAGGCGGGGCCCCACCGGACGGCGUGCCGGACGAAGCUGCCUCUCGCAGCGGGGGCAAGCGAAAGGAAAGGGCCGGGGAGUCGGCAUUGGGGCCUCGCAAGCAGGCCAAGAUCGCGAGGCUGGAUUGUGCCACCACAGGCCUGUGACCUGUGAACUGGUGGUCGGAGGCUGACCGCGGCGGGCUGUCUGCCCAAGUCCUGGCCUUUCUGCCUCAGCAUCGAGGGCUCCGGUCGGUGACACAAGCACUAUUGCCGUCCCACCGCCACACCUCUUAAAAGAGAGCAACAUGUUGUAGCAGAGUCCCUUACGAACCAUCGGUGCUAUCCGUGUCCCGACCUCCGGUAAGAGGUUCCCUAGUAGAUCGUUGUAUUUUGUU